Messenger RNA from Lindgomyces ingoldianus, 3119 nucleotides. Its product is annotated as 26S proteasome non-ATPase-like protein regulatory subunit 2. The record is from RefSeq and is a predicted model, not a curated record. Gene Ontology annotation, molecular function: enzyme regulator activity. The transcript is spliced from 6 exons. Gene Ontology annotation, cellular component: proteasome regulatory particle, base subcomplex; proteasome complex; proteasome storage granule. The coding region runs from base 170 to 2878 and encodes 902 amino acids. Lineage: Eukaryota; Fungi; Ascomycota; Dothideomycetes; Pleosporales; Lindgomycetaceae. Gene Ontology annotation, biological process: proteasome-mediated ubiquitin-dependent protein catabolic process; regulation of protein catabolic process.
CAAAACACCAUCACCCCUCCACUCUACAGACCUUUUUUGCACGCUCCCUGCAAGACCGCGCUCCCUCGCCCGAAGACAAGAUUCUCGACUGCUGUGUCGGUUUUCAGCCUCCAGUUGCAGAGCGGAGUCCUCUUUUCGCCGUCCGCCCCAGCUUCCGUUUGUAAUCACCAUGGCAAAGGACGACGAGAAGAAGCCCACGGCCGCCGAGAAGGGCAAGGGGAAGGCUGCGAACGGCGAGGCGGAAAAGGAGGCCAAGAGGGAUAAGGGCGGGAAGGACGGGAAGCCCAUACAGGACGACAAGAAGGGAGCACCGCCGGCUGAGGAACUCAGCGAAGAAGACCAGCAGCUCAAGAGCGACCUCGACAUGCUCGUCGAGCGGUUACUGGGCCCGGAUACCAACCUCUACAAACCCGCACUCGAGCAGAUCAAGGACUUCAUCAAGACGUCGACCUCGUCGAUGACGGCCGUGCCUAAGCCGCUCAAGUUCCUGCGGCCGCACUAUGAGAGUCUGGAGAAGGCGUACCAGGCAUGGCCAGCCGGGGACGACAAGAAAUCCUUCGCCGACAUGCUCUCUGUCCUCGGAAUGACGUACUCGGACGAAGACCGCCUCGACUGCCUGAAAUACCGUCUGCAGGCACCGUCCACAGAUCUUGGCUCGUGGGGCCACGAAUACAUGCGCCAUCUUGCUCUCGAAAUCGGCAGGGAGUUUCAGACACGGCUGAAUGAUGACAAGUCGACAGAUGAUAUUACCGAUCUGGCUUUGACCCUCGUGCCCUUCUUCCUCAAGCACAACGCCGAAGCGGAUGCGGUCGAUAUUUUGAGCGAGCUGGAGAUGAUUGAUCAGAUUGAGCAUCACCUAGAUCAGGACACUUAUGCCAGGGUGUGCUUGUACAUGGUUAGCACUGUCCCACUGCUGACCUACCCUGACAACGACAAAUUCCUCAAGACGGCCUACUCCGUCUACCGGAAAUACGAGCAAUACACACAAGCUAUGAUCCUCGCCAUACGGCUGGACGACCGGGAUCUAAUCGAGCAAACUUUCAACUCCACCGAAGACAAGGCGAUCCAGAGGCAGAUGGCGUUCCUGUGUGCUCGCCAGCGGAUAUGGUUCGAUGUGUACGAUGAUGAUCCAGAGCUCCUUGAGUGCUUGAGCAACACCAAGCUCUCGGAUCACUUCAAAGCGCUCGGCAAGGAGCUGAACAUUCUUGACCCCAAGACUCCGGACGAUAUCUACAAGACCCACCUCGAGAGCAGCAGGACGGCAGGCUUGACAAAUACUGACUCUGCUCGGCACAAUUUGGCAUCUGCGUUCGUUAAUGCCUUUGUCAACGCUGGGUUCGGGAAUGAUAAGUUGAUGCUGCACUCGGACAGCAAAAACAGCUGGGUCUGGAAGACAAAAGAGGAGGGUAUGAUGUCUACCGCUGCCUCGCUGGGUAUGCUCAUGCAGUGGGAUAUUGAGAUGGGACUGGACAAGAUUGACCCCUACACCAACACCAGUGAGGACGUCAUCAGGGCGGGCGCUAUGCUUGCCACCGGCAUCCUGAACUGCGGUGUCCGGAUGGAGUCAGACCCCGCCCUGGCCCUGCUUGGCGACGAGGAUAAUCUUACAAACAAGAGCGUUAAUAUCCGGAUGGCUUCCAUCAUGGGUCUUGGGCUUGCUUAUGCAGGUUCGAAUAAGGAUGAGCUACUUGAGCUUCUCCUUCCUAUUGUUGCGGAUACAGGUCUUGAUAUGCAGCUCUCAGCCAUGGCCGCUCUAUCGCUCGGAAUGAUCUUUGUCGGGUCAGCUCAUGGUGAGGUCACCGAUGCGCUGAUGAACACUCUCCUGGAUGAGGACCGAACGAAGCAACUCAAGGACAAGUGGACUCGCUUCAUGGCUUUGGGUCUUGCACUCCUGUUCUUCGGCCAGCAAGAAGAAGUCGACGUCAUUCUCGAGACUCUUAAGGCUCUCGACCACCCCAUGUCGAAGCCCACCUCCGUCCUCGCUGAAGUGUGCGCGUGGGCAGGGACCGGAGCUGUGCUUAAGAUCCAGCAACUGCUCCACAUCUGCAAUGACCACAUCGAAGACGACAGCGAAGAGAAGAAGGGCGACGAGCUGCUCCAGUCGUAUGCCGUCAUCGGCCUCUCAUUAGUCGCCAUGGGCGAAGAUGUGGGCCAAGACAUGAUUCUCCGAACAUUCGGCCACCUCAUGCAUUACGGCGAAGCCAACAUCCGGAAAGCGGUCCCGCUCGCUAUGGGUCUCAUUAGCCCCAGCAACCCCCAGAUGAAAGUCUAUGACACGCUCUCUCGAUAUUCUCACGACAAUGACAAUGAUGUUGCUAUCAACGCUAUUUUCGCAAUGGGUCUGCUUGGCGCUGGAACAAACAACGCUCGUCUUGCGCAGUUGCUCCGGCAGUUAGCGAGCUAUUACCACCGCGAUCCAAACGCCCUUUUCAUGGUGCGCAUCGCCCAGGGCCUCCUACACAUGGGCAAAGGCACGCUCUCCGUAAACCCCUUCCACACAGACCGCCAAGUCCUGUCCCGGGUCGCAGCCGCUGGCCUACUCACCGUCCUUGUCUCCCUCAUUGACGCGAAGUCCUUCAUCCUCGGCGAAAACCACUAUCUACUGUACUUCAUGGUCACGGCUAUUUCGCCUAGGUUCUUAAUCACCCUAGACGAGGACCUGAAACCGCUGACCGUGAAUGUGAGGGUCGGUCAGGCAGUGGAUAUUGUCGGUCAGGCUGGGCGACCCAAGACGAUUACAGGAUGGCAGACGCAGAGUACUCCCGUGUUGUUGGCGUAUGGAGAGAGGGCCGAGUUGGAGGAUGAGAAGUAUUUGAGUUUGUCGAAUGUGUUGGAGGGGGUGGUUAUUUUAAGAAAGAAUCCAGACUGGGAGGACUGAACGCGAGAAGAAGUGAGGAUGGAAAGGAGGAAAAGUGGUGUGACGUGGCGUUUGCUGCAUAAUAUGCAGGCACGAGAAGCGUGAGAAGUCAUUGGGAGAGCAUCACUUCACAUGGCAUCUUCUGCCAGAAGGGGACUUUUUGGGGCACUCUAAUAGAAGCACGAUGCCCGGGCCUUACGCAAGUGAGGACUAAGAUGGGUAGUCGUUGUAAUUAUAGUUGCAUGACGUUCGCGAAUGAAAG